Heteronotia binoei (common prickly gecko) is the source of this 715-nucleotide messenger RNA. RefSeq names its product beta-catenin-like protein 1. Gene Ontology annotation, cellular component: spliceosomal complex. The record is from RefSeq and is a predicted model, not a curated record. NCBI's taxonomy places the organism in Eukaryota, Metazoa, Chordata, Lepidosauria, Squamata, Gekkonidae. Bases 1 to 567 code for a protein of 188 amino acids. The transcript is spliced from 6 exons.
AUGUGGUCACUUCAGGGCCACUCAGGGGAUGGGGCCAGCCUGUCACUGUGCUGGAGUCUGGGUGGUGAAGAGGCCCUCGGCCUGAGGAAACAUGUUUGCUCCAUCCUGGCUUCUCUUCUGAGGAACUUGAGGGGGCAACAGAGGACCCGCCUGCUCAACAAGUUUACGGAGAACGACAGUGAGAAGGUCGAUAGACUGAUGGAACUGUAUUUCAAGUACCUGGAUGCAAUGCAGGUCGCCGAUAAGAAGAUUGAAGGCGAAAAGCAUGACAUGGUGCGCCGUGGAGAGAUCAUCGAUGACGACCUGGAAGAUGAGUUCUACCUCCGUCGCCUGGACGCCGGCCUCUUCGUCCUCCAGCUCAUCUGCUACAUUAUGGCAGAGAUCUGCAGCAGUAACAUCGCCCAGAUCCGCCAGAGAGUCCAUCAGAUCCUGAACAUGCGGGGAAGCUCCAUCAAAAUUGUUCGUCACAUCAUCAAAGAGUAUGCAGAGAACAUUGGCGACGGGAAGGACCCAGAAUUCCGGGAGAGCGAGCAGAAGCGGGUUGCAGAACUGCUGGAGAAUUUCUGAGGAGCCCAAAGAGGACGGUCGCCUGGGCCUGGGGACGUCUCCGGGAACUCCGCCCUCUUUGACCUGUGAAGGGACUCGCUGAAGAAUCCGAGCCCCUCGGGGCUUUUCAAGAUAUUAAAGUUGUUGGUUUUUUUUAAAAAAAAAGAAA